This is a messenger RNA of Rodentolepis nana, 723 nucleotides long. The record is from the annotation of a GenBank genome assembly. Lineage: Eukaryota; Metazoa; Platyhelminthes; Cestoda; Cyclophyllidea; Hymenolepididae.
AUUAUAAUUGAAGGACUGGGUCGUAUGAUGCUUGUUCGGCAGAGUAUACCAUUGCCAGAAGAGAAGAAGACUCUCAGCCACGUCGUGGCUCGAACAGCUAGCGGUGGAGUGUUGGCCGGUCUGGGUGGAUCAGCUGGAAUGGGUCACGGCUCACGACGUCGCAAAGUUCGUGUCCCCGAAUUACAAUCAAGCAAAUUCCUCGAUGACUAUGACGAUGAUCUGGACAUGGGGAAUUUGGAGGGACAUUUCAGCAGUCCAAUUCCAAAUUGUGUAGAUGGAGUCGGCGACUGGAAGAACCACAUGCCCACAGCAGGAAAUAGGGCAGGUUAUGGACUACAGGGUCAUUCAACAUGUCCAGGUUGCAUGGGAUUGGCUGACUCAGUGGGCGACAUUUCUCGUUACAGUGGGCCCCAAGAUUGGCAUGGCGGCAACCAGUCUCAAGAAUCAACUCGAGACGCGAACUCAGCUAAUCCGAAUUUGGAUUCAGAGGACUCUCCAAUUAUGCUGAGUUCAAGUACUAGUCUUGAACGCGAUGUGCGCGAGCUGAAGCGUUAUGUACGCAUGUUUGUCAAUCGUCAGAAGGAAGGGGCUCGUAAAAAUACAAUUGCCAUGGAAUGGCGCACAAUGGCAUUAGUUUUAGACCGUCUAUUCUUCUUCGUCUACAUAGCAACAAUUGGAAUUACUGUAAUCACCGUUUUUACUGUAAAAAAACGCACAGCAUAA